This is a messenger RNA of Rubroshorea leprosula, 1526 nucleotides long. Lineage: Eukaryota; Viridiplantae; Streptophyta; Magnoliopsida; Malvales; Dipterocarpaceae. The record is from the annotation of a GenBank genome assembly.
UUCAUGUUUCUUUGCUUGGUCCUGCUUCUGUGCUUCAUGAAGAAGUGCGCCUCUGUUUCAUUUUUUUUUUCUGUAUUGAAGCAACUGCAAGUUUAUAUUUCAUGUUUCUUUGCUUGGUGCUGCUUCUGUGCUUCAUGAACUACGCCUCUGUUUCUUUUUUUUUUUUUCUGUAUUGAAGCAAGUUUAUAUUUCAUGUUUCUUUGCUUGGUUUUCUGCUUUCAUGAACUGUGCCUCUGUUUCAUUUUUUUUUUUUUCUGUAUUGAAGCAAGUUUAUAUUUUCUAUUUCUUUUCUUGGUUCUGCAUCUGUGCUUCAUGAAGUGCACCUCUGUUUCUUUUUUAACAGUCACAUGGAAAGUGGAUCAACGACCAAUUCAUCAAGAUCAAAAACAAGUAGAUCAGAUGAUGAGAUUGGAUGGAAAUAUAAUAAGUUGCAAGAUCCUAAUAACUCAAGUCGGGUGGUCUGUAACUUUUGUAAUAAAGUUACCACUGGUGGUAUUACCAGAGCUAAAAGGCAUCAAAUAGGGAUCAAAGGGGAUGUGGCUCCAUGUCCUAAAUGCCCACCAGCAGUUAGGGAAGAGUUGUGGGUCAAUUUACAGCAGAAAACCACAACUAAAAAGUUAGAAAAGGAGAUGUUUAUGUCUAGUUGUGGUACUGUUGAUCUUGAAGAGGAAGAUGAAGAGGAAGAAUUUAUGCCAAGGGAAUCAACUUUAACUAUUGGUGGUAGAAGUAAAAAGGCCAAAAUUGGGCAACACAAAGGCCCCAUGGAUUUGUACAUGUACCAAAAACCUGAGGAAACUCUCAAAAAGAGAAAGCUUGAAAAGUGUAGGCAAUCUUCUAUAAAAGAUUCUAACAAGGAGUUGAGGGCUGAAACAAUUCAAUAUAUUGCUCGGUUCUUCUACCAAAAUGGCAUCUCUUUCAAUGUAGCUCGUUCAGAAAGUUUCAAGUUAAUGGUAGAAGCAAUUGGACAAUAUGGAAAAAAUCUCAAACCUCCUAGUUACCAUGAAUUGAGGGUUUCAUGCUUAAAUAAGGAGUUGGAGUAUACUAAAAAAUUAAUGGAGUAUCAUAGGAAACAAUGGCCAAGAUAUGGGGUCACUAUUAUGUCCGAUGGAUGGACGGAUAGGAGGCAGAGGAGUAUAAUCAAUUUUUUGGUUAAUUCUCCUGCUGGUACAAUGUUUGUAAAAUCUAUUGAUGCUUCUGCUUUUGUCAAAACCGGGGAAAAGCUGUUUGAGUUGAUUGAUAGCAUUGUGGAGGAGAUUGGGGAAGAACAUGUAGUUCAACUUGUAACAGAUAAUGGGAGCAAUUAUGUUGCAGCUGGUAAGUAUAUUUAUUCUAUUGUAUUUGUUAUUUUUUUAACUUUAAAUUUAAUUUAUUAAUGCGUUUUGUUUUAUUUCUCUUAGGUAAAUUAUUGGAAGAGAAGAGAAAGCACAUAUUUUGGACUCCAUGUGCAGCGCAUUGUAUUGAUCUUAUACUAGAGGACAUUGGAAAGAUUUCAAAGGUUAAGAAGACAAUACAAAGAGCAAUGAGUU